AUGUUUGAGAACGGACAUACAGAUAUUGAAGACGCUCAGCGCGAGGGAAGACCAUCAACUGCCACAAAUUCUGAAAUUGCUGCUCUUGUGAAUGAAUGCAUUUUUGCAAAAAGACGCAUAAUAGUAGACGAAAUGUCUAAUGAACUGGAUAUUUCGCAUGGAAGUGUGCAUAAAAUUAUUGCCGAUCAGCUUCAAUUUCAUAAAGUUUGUGCUGGAUGGGUACCUUGUCUACUGACGAAGGAACAUAGAGGAAAAUGUUUUGAAAGUGCGUGGAAAUUUCUGCAACCUUACCAAAAGGAAGGGAAUGAGUUUUGGGACAAAAUUAUGACCGGAGAUAAGUCUUGGAUUCACCAAUUCUCACCUGAAACGAAACACAGCUCCUUCGAGUGGAAACAUUCCACUUACCGACUCGAAAAAAGUGUCGAACUCUUUCACCUGUAG
Molecule: messenger RNA, 441 nt
Organism: Stegodyphus dumicola
Lineage: Eukaryota; Metazoa; Arthropoda; Arachnida; Araneae; Eresidae
Source: RefSeq, a predicted model, not a curated record